Messenger RNA from Guillardia theta CCMP2712, 588 nucleotides. RefSeq lists its product as hypothetical. Lineage: Eukaryota; Cryptophyceae; Pyrenomonadales; Geminigeraceae. The transcript has a single exon. The record is from RefSeq and is a predicted model, not a curated record. Bases 1 to 588 code for a protein of 195 amino acids.
AUGAGCUCCCGAACAGAGAGUACAGCCGAACAGUUUGAUCGGCUAAGGAAAUCUUUGAUCAUCCAGGUGGUCGAGUCUUCGGUCGAGUUUACGGAGGCAAAGCCCAAGACAGCUAGCAAGGGUGACGGCAGGACGGAUCAAAACUUCUUCCUCAGGCAUGUCGCCAAGGUUGGCGCGAACUCAGCAAAAGAUCUCAAAGAAUUGUGUCUGGGCCAUGCAGUGUCCAUGACAGAGGAGCAGAUUUCUGCGUCUGGUAGAGCAUCCGAGGAUGCCGAUGAGAAUAUCGCUUGCAUCGAGAACGAGCUCCAGGCUCGCCGCCGCCUGCAUCAGUUCCGACAAUCGUCCCGCUUCAGCCAGAGCAUGGACAGCUUUGCUGCAAGCAAACCACGACGGAAGACGCUGUUGAGCUCGUCGAUCGACAACGAGGGCGAAGCAGAGAUUCAUCAAGUGAUACAGAAGAGACCGAGGAAAGAUUACAACAGGUGCAUCGGCGAUAUGCUGCAGCAGGAGAUGGUAUGCGAAGAUCAACCCAGCCCAAGGUUGAAUGCGGAGCUAUCGAGCUCCAUGGACUCGCUGUGUAUAACAUGA